AUGACAAUUGUUCUGCUGCAGCUGCUUGUUCUGCUUGUUGUGUUCUCGUGCACGAGCGGCGAUAGUCCACGACCAAAAGUUCUAAUUCUCGGAGGCGGUCUGGCUGGUCUUCGAGUGGGGCAAGUCUUGCAGCAAAAUGGCGUUCGCGAUUUUCUCAUUCUCGAAGCGGACAACAAACUUGGAGGCAGAUUUCUCUCAUUUUGCUUGCCAGAGGUGUCUGCGUGCGUGAGCGACAUCCAUGUGGAGCCCUCACUACCAUCACCUCAUCCAAUUGGAGAGUUGUUCGACAAAUGCAAAAUUGCCUACGCACCCGAGGCUGUGUCAACCAUCAAAGCUGUGGAUGACGCUGGGAACGACGUGAGCGCUGAAAUAAAUUUACUGUCUCAACGCUUGGAUAGUAUAUACUACAAUUUGGUCCAAGCAUGGAGACCAGAAGAAGAUGAUAUGAACCUGCGAGGUGCUUAUAGUCUCUAUGGUUGGCAUCCUCGAACUCCCGUAGAAUUGGCACUAGACAAGUAUUACACUGACGCGUUUCUAGCAGCUAAACCAUCCGAGCUGUCUAUGCGCAUGUACCAAAAUGUAAUGAAUGCCGUCUUCUCAUUGGACGGUUCAAUCCAUCUUUACGUCGUCAGAAACAGCUUCAACGGAAAUCAAGACCUCGUCGACUGUUUGACGAAGAGUUUCCUAAAUCAAUCAGACGAACGUGUAAAACUGAACACAAGAGUCACUCAAAUACAAUACAGCGAGUCGGGUGUGGUGGUCACCACAUCGGAUGGAAAGAAGUAUGAGGCAGACUUUGCAGUCGUCACGUUCUCAUUGGGUGUCUUGCAGCAAGAGACGGUGAAAUUCAUUCCGUCGCCAAAUUAUGCUAAGAGAAAGGCGAUCAAUAAGUUCCGUAUGGGUUAUUACACUUUUGUAUACUCUCGGUUUCCUUACAAAAUCGAUGGUUCGAUUGCCAGAUCAAAUCAAGAACCUCUUCAUUACAUUAGUGUGUCAUCGCAUCGUCAAGUCAGUCGACUAAUAUAUGAAGUUUUCGAAACUAUUGAAGAGAAAGUGAACCACUCGCAACCAUACAAUCUCUUUCUUAGCUGGAUUGCUGGCGACGACGCUCUUCGAGUGGAAACACAAGAGAUAAAUAAGACAACAGCAGAGUUUAAGGACAUGUUUGGUCGCUUUUUUGGUAAAUCUAUUCCCGAACCUAAAGUGUUUGUUAGUCAAGGGAAUACCAAUCCUCUCUAUUAUGGCGCUAUUCCGAGCUUUCCUAGUGGAGCGACGUACGAAGAUUAUGACAAGCUGAGGGAAUCGCUUGGCAGAGUGUUCUUUGCUGGAGACGCUUAUUAUAUGACUGCAAGCUUGAAUGGUGCCACGCGUGCUCUCUACAGUGGAAACGAAACGGCAAUGGCGGUGAUUGAAUGUAUGAAUGGAGGCUCGUGUGCUAUGAGCAAGUUUGCUGUAACGCCACCGGAACAGCAAUGUCCCACAUCUGGAACAGGGAGCGGUCGUGGUGUUGUGGCCAAUGUUGUCGCUAUUGUCUUCUUCCUAGCAAUGUCCAUCUUAGUCUACUGAUCCAUCUAACGUCCGUUAGCCGCUUGCGUUCUAAAUUCAAACUCGCCGUUGCAUCGCUGCCUAGCUUUUUAGUUGCUUGUAGUUUGGAUUUUGCAUGCUUUGUUUAUUUCCUUAACUAGCUUGCUAGAACUUGAAGGUGUUGCUCGUGAGAUAUAGCGUUAGCUCUAUAUCUCUUCUCUCUUUACGUAAAAGUGAUCUGUCCGUCCAUCU
Molecule: messenger RNA, 1776 nt
Organism: Corticium candelabrum
Lineage: Eukaryota; Metazoa; Porifera; Homoscleromorpha; Homosclerophorida; Plakinidae
Exons: 3
Coding region: 1-1566 (521 amino acids)
Molecular function (GO): oxidoreductase activity
Source: RefSeq, a predicted model, not a curated record